Molecule: messenger RNA, 587 nt
Organism: Poeciliopsis prolifica (blackstripe livebearer)
Lineage: Eukaryota; Metazoa; Chordata; Actinopteri; Cyprinodontiformes; Poeciliidae
Product: protein unc-13 homolog B-like
Exons: 2
Coding region: 1-303 (100 amino acids)
Biological process (GO): synaptic transmission, glutamatergic; synaptic vesicle maturation; synaptic vesicle priming
Cellular component (GO): neuromuscular junction; synaptic vesicle membrane; presynaptic active zone cytoplasmic component
Molecular function (GO): syntaxin-1 binding; calmodulin binding; diacylglycerol binding
Source: RefSeq, a predicted model, not a curated record
AUGUGGACCUCAAAUCAACGUUCUGGGUUUCAGGACGGGUUCGAGUGCUACGAGGUUCAAGCCUGCGUCAAGGACUACUGCUUCGGCCGCGCCGACCGGGUGGUGGGCCUGGCCGUGGUGCAGCUGAGGGACAUCAUGGAGGGGGGCAACUGCGCCUGCUGGUGCCCCCUGGGGCAGCGCAUCUCCAUGGACGACACGGGCCUGACCGCCAUGCGGAUCCUCUCCCAGCGCUCCAACGACGACGUCGCCAAGGAGUUCGUCCGGCUCAAGUCCGAGACCCGAUCAGCAGAGGAGGGAAGAUGAGGCUCUGCUUGAUGCAGUGGCACUGCUUUGACCUCUGACCUGUCUUGGCUGCUGUGUAAAACCUCACCAGCUUCCAGUGUUCUUCAACUUCACAUUUUUUUAAGUCUCGUCCGCCUCUACUGAGGAGACAGAACCCAUCCAGAACCUGUCAAAGGGCCGAAUAAGAACCCACCCGCCCCGAGUGUUCUUGUGCAAUAACUCCAACCCACCCCUCCCAAAGUGUGGCCAAGUGGUUCAAGCCUUACACUCUGCAAGCUGUGAAUGUGUGUUCAUGUAAAAGGAAA